Closterium sp. NIES-65 is the source of this 2298-nucleotide messenger RNA. The record is from the annotation of a GenBank genome assembly. Lineage: Eukaryota; Viridiplantae; Streptophyta; Zygnematophyceae; Desmidiales; Closteriaceae.
AUGGCGGGGGUGAUAAACAUGGCGGCGGUGACGCGGCCUGUGGAGGUGGAUAACAACCUGUCGCUGCGAGUGUACCUGCGACUGGCCAAGAACUUGCAACACCUGGCUGACGUGUACCGCUGCGAGGGCAACAAGCUACAGCUCUACGUGCUCCUCAUCCGAUUCAUCAGCCUGGCGACAACCACUAUACCGCAGCACAAGGAGUACCGCAGCCAAUCGCACCUGCUCGCCCUCACCAGCCUCAAACGGCAAGCCCUGGCAGCACUGGACGAGUGCGAGCAGCUGAAACCAGCAGUGGCUCGCCUCAACGGCACGAGCCUGCUCUCCUUCGAAGAGGAUUACCCUCCAGAGGAGAACGGUGUUGUCCCCGUCUACUUCCCCACCUCCCCGCCCCGCCGCGCCUCCUCCCUCGCCUCCUUCUCCUCCUCCUCCUCCGCCUCUCCCGUCUCCUCCACCACUUUCAUCUCGUCCCUCUCCCCUUUUCCGGACUCCUCCUCAUAUUCCUUCUCCUCCUCCUCUUCAACUGCCCCAUCCUUGUUCACGUCUCGUGCCAGUUGGCCAGGAUAUGGACCUAGCAGCAUGGAUACCGGUGCUGGUUCUGGUGGUGUGGUCGCAGUGGACAGUAACAGUGGUUUCUACAGCUAUGGGAGCAACGGGAGCAACGGAUAUAGUGCUGAUCUUGGUGGUGGCUAUAACGGUGGUGGCUACAGUGGUAGCAGCAGCAGUAGCAGCAGCAGCAGCAGCAGCAACGGUAGUGCUGUGUUGGCCGGGAUUGGAGCGACAGGGGCGCUUAGCUUGGGAAUGGAUCUAGACGUCUGGGCCCAGUCUCUGACGCAGCCCCAGCAGGGGCAGGAAGCAGCCCUAUCUCUCGCCAUUCCCAGCACCACUUCCUCGUGGUCCAACCCGGCUGCUUCAACAACCUUGUUGGAGCAACAACAACACCCUCAGCAGCAACAGCAGCAGCAGCAGCCGUUUUAUUAUCAGCAGCAGCCGCAGCAGCAGCAACAGCAGCAGUGGUAUCAGCCCCAGAACAGCAACAGCAUGGAUCUGCUGUCCGGAAUAGGCUCUCUCUCUCUAACCACUGCUGCUCUGCCUGCCAUAGCGUCUGCUGCCACUGUCGCAACCUCCAUAGCUCGCCCUCUUACAUCAUCUUACAGCUCCUUCUCUCUCCCCCAGCCGCGGAGUGAGGCCCUGUCUCGCCACUCCCUCGUUUCCUUCCCGUCUUCCGCGCCUCGCCAACGAGCCUUGGCUCCUGUCCAGGUGUCAUAUCCCACCAAGAUUGACUCGUCUCCUAUAGAGCUUCCAGAGUAUGUUCCUCGGUUCCUCGGUGCCGGUUCAGGGGCAGGAGGAGCAGCAGCGCCAGAUCCUGCUGGAAACGACCCUUCAGCUAUUCAACCACCUUCUGCUGCUGCUGCUGCGGCUGCUGCUGCUGCAGCCGUGACAUCUAGUGUAGCGGCGGCGUCGGCGGCAGCCGCGGCGGGAGGAGUAGGGGCAAGAGGGAGAGAAGCGCAGUCAAAUGGAGGUACUGGGUUGCCAUCGCCACUGGUUCAGCCGGCUCCUCCUCCUGCCAACGCUCCCCUGCAGGAGGUUUCUCUGCCUGGUGUGGGCCGGCCCGAGCACUCCCACACGCACCAGCACGAGCAGAAGAAGCAGAAUCACCGGUUGCAGCAGCAGCAUGAGCAGCAGCUGGUGGUGGGAGGGGCACUGCCGGAGAGGAGUGGUGGUGGGGGCAAGGUCAGGAAGACGUCAGGGCCCAAGGGAGUGAAGGCCGUGCACAUUUCCACGCGAAUGAUGGACGAGUUCAUGCGUGUGGUCAUAGACAACACCUCCCGCAACCUAGAGACUUGUGCUGUGCUCGCUGGCUCUCUGAAGAAGGGGAUGUUCUUUGUCACAGCGCUUAUCCUGCCUAAACAGCACUCUACUUCUGAUUCGUGUUCCACGACCAACGAGGAGGAGAUCUUUGAGGCACAGGACAAGCUGGGCCUCUUCCAACUCGGCUGGAUACAUACCCACCCGACUCAAUCGUGCUUUAUGUCGUCCAUAGACGUGCACACACACUACUCCUAUCAGGUGAUGCUGCCAGAGGCCAUUGCCAUUGUCAUGGCUCCCAUGGACCCUAGACGCAAGUUUGGCAUAUUCCGUCUGACAGAUCCGGGGGGAAUGAAGGUGAUUCAGAAGUGCCCUCUGCGGGGUUUCCACUCCCACGAGCCUACUGAGGAUGGAAGCCCCAUUUACACGCACAGCUCGCAUGUGUUUUUCAACCCCAAGAUCAAGUUUGACGUGGUGGACCUUCGCUGA